Molecule: messenger RNA, 5368 nt
Organism: Gadus chalcogrammus (walleye pollock)
Lineage: Eukaryota; Metazoa; Chordata; Actinopteri; Gadiformes; Gadidae
Exons: 2
Coding region: 2517-4481 (654 amino acids)
Source: RefSeq, a predicted model, not a curated record
UCCCAAGUGUGCCAAUGUAGUAUGCAGUAAAAUAAACAAUGAGGCAUAGCAAACACUUACGGAAUGGCUUCAAAUUACAUUCCCCAAACAUAGAUGUGGACAAAGGAGAUGCAUGAAAGAGACAAGUAGUUGUCUUCAUCUCCGUAACAAGAAAUAGUGAUGGCAAAAUUUACACCCAAACAGCAGAGGUGCAUUUAAUCGAUGGGAUACGUGAAAUGGGCUUUUUUUGUACCUAAAUCAACUGUAGAUGAUAAAGACUGAACCAGAGGAUAGCACACUGUUUUGGAGAAAGCACAUGCUGGAGCAUCGCUUAUAAAAGGAGCACACCUUAGAGGUUUACCUCUGAAGGUUCUCUCAGCAGCUGGGUGAGAUCAUCGACAAAUGCUUUAAGGUAGUCAUACAUCAUACACAUUGUUGGUACCCCCGUGUUAAAACAAAAACUUGAAACUGACAAAAGUAACUAUACAUCAAUAUUUCUUAGUAAUGAGACUUUUUAUGGAAUUUUGGAACAGAAUAAUUAAGCAAUAUCACACAAGAGGGAGUGCUGUUGUACUGAAUAUCAGCACGGCUGUGAUUCUCUUCCCAGCCGUAGUACAACAGCACUCACUCCUGAGUGAUAUUGCUUUUAUCCAACAGUUCUACAAGCACCAAUCAUUAGUUAACAAUAAUAAUUAACAACAUAUUAUGUUCAGAUUUCUUUGGUUCAUUAAUGAUUUAUUUGGCUCCGCCAACACAAAUAGAUCCGCAACUGGACUGAACUGUUGCCAAGCAACACAAACACAUUAGCAUUACAUUAGGUUCCCUUGUUCCUCUUCUGGCGACCAUUCUUAAUUCAACUUAAUUCAGCUGCAAUCUAAGCUACAAAAAGAUUGUUGAUAACAUUAACGGUUAUGAGAACACCCGUAAAGCGGAGCGAUACGUGGAUAGUUAAAAGACCCAGUGCUGUUAUACUCUAUAUCAGCACUGGAAUGCCUCUUGUCCAAUCAAAUUACUUGGUCGGAAGGAAUUGACUUGGAUAAUUUGUAAUAAUCUUCAUCUUCUGCCUCAACUUCUUGUAGUAGAGCUUCUUGGCCUCUUGUGGCACAAAGAACUGCAGCAUUUCUUGGAGAGUGCAUUCAGAUUCCAUAUAUAAAUAGUUAAAAAAAAAUAAUAAUCAGGUAUACAGGACCAUGCGGAGGGCCGAUCCAAUGUGUUGGCUGAGCUACAGCCUUGACAACCUGAUAGUGCUUAAUUUCAUAAUGCAUUUGAUGGUGUUGCCUUUGAUUCACGAAUUCUCCAUUCAGCCCACUGCACGCAUUCUCCUUCAUCUUCUGCAAGACACAAAUGCAAACAUAAGAAAUGAAUGAGAGAAAUCAUAACACUUAAGAUUUAUCUGCCAGUUUACGUCUAUCCGCCUGUCCAAACAACAGUGGCGGUUGUCAUAUUAAAUCUAGGCACUAAGGCCACAUACAGCUGAUGCUCAUGAAGUAAGGCAGAUAAGAAACUGAUAACUACUGAUUUCUCCUUUCCUGGCACAGUCCUUAACAUAUGUAAUGAGGCUAAAAACGUAUAACAUUACAUAACUGACGACCAGUCUAAUGACCGUGAAAUUUGCAGGCAGUAUCGUAUGAUGUAUGCACAAGCUAAUAUGCUUAUCAGAAAAUUUGGUAUGCGUUCAUCUUCUGUGAAAAUAACACUUGCUGCUUCUUGCUACAAAAGAAGCGGCAUUCAAUUAUGGUAUGAGGCUACAACUCAAAGUGCCUAGAUGGAGUAGCGCAAGCCUUCCGUUUGUGAAUGUUGAUGUGCCAACUUGUCCUGCUGUUCUCAGAAACCUUAUGUAUAGAUGUAUGUGUAGACUACUGUGUCUUGCAACAAGUAAGGGAUAAUGGACCACGUUAGACUAUCAAAAGUUAAUACACGUCGGCCCCAAAGCGGAGGGCCGAUCCAAUGUGUUGCGGGCGCCCUCUGGAGGCGCCCUUAAUUAAUUAAAAUAUACGAAACAAGCUAAAUUAAACCAAACAUGUUCCCAAAUGGAACGGAGAAGGGAGGGGGCGGGGGAUUAAAGUUAGGGCGCACUGAAACCCUCACCGUAGUACGCAGGACAAUGCGACAAAGCCAUCUAUCCCAUUCUAUAGAAAAUAUUGAGAUAUAUAUCGUAUAUCGCCAGUCAGCCAAAAAAUAUCGGGAUAUGAUAUUUAGCCCAUAUCGUGCAGCCCUAAUCUGAAUACAGACGUCGCAAAACCUCUACAUCCAGCUCUCCAACAAGAAGUUGACAACGAAGACCUUACGGAUGGCACAGGCAGGCGAUUUGUUCACUGAUGCAUUUCCAAUGCAAAAACCCCGACAACCAAUUGGAAUACAGACGCUGCAAACCCUCUCCAUCCAGCUCUCCGAGAAGCAGUUGACAACAACGGAGACCCUACAGAUAACACAAGCCCGUGAUUGUUUCACUUGCUCCAAAUUAAACGACCAUUCAAAGCUCACGGCAGAAAAGGUAUCAAACUUGCAUUUCAAAAUUGUAUCCGAUACACACAGAGAUGGCCUCUUAUUGGAGUAAAAGGAGGCGAGUCUUGUCCAACGCAAGGGAGACAGAGAACGAGAUUUUGCAGCAAUUACAUUUAAGUACAGUUAAUCAGGCUGAAAAUGCCCCCCCUAGCUUACCAGAUCUAGCACUGUGUGGGGCAACAGUGGCAAACAGUCCUGACCAAAACACUACAGACAGUGAUGCCAGUGAAAGAGAGGAUUUUAGUGGGUUAUCCAGCUCUGAUGAAAGUGAGCCUGAGGAAAUGAGUUUACAAGUUAAACUAAAGCAAUGGGCAUCAACUUUUGGCAUUACUCUUGUUGCAGUUACCGCUCUUCUAUCAAUAUUGAGAGUACACCACUCUGAGCUGCCUAAAGAUGCCAGGACACUUCUUGGCACACAAAAGAAAAUAGCUGUGCAUGCAUUAGGUGGUGGUGAAUAUCACCAUUUUGGAUUGGCUAAGGGAAUUUUAUCAAAAUUGAAUUCAAUCCAUUUGCCUAGCUGCCUUCAGACAAUUCGGUUACAAUUCAACAUCGACGGUUUACCCAUUUUUAAGAGUUCAAAAGUUCAGUUUUGGCCAAUUCUUGCGAUGCUCGAUUGUGAUUACACAAAAAAACCUUUUAUUAUUGGUUUGUUUUGUGGAAGUGGAAAACCAUCUAGUGUGUAUGACUACCUCAAAGAAUUUGUCAAUGACCUUACCCAGCUACUGAGGAAUGGAUUGACCUUCAGAGGUAAACCUCUAAAGGUGAUGGUGUGCUCCUUCAUUUGUGAUGCUCCAGCACGUGCUUUUGUGAAACAGAUGAAGUCCCACAAUGGGUACUCUGGGUGUGACAAGUGCAAUCAAGUUGGCGUGUGGCAAAAUAAAAUGACAUAUCCUGAAAUAAAUGCCAGGCUUAGAACAGACGAAGACUUUGCUUUAAUGUCAGACACAGAUCACCACCUGCGACCUAGUCCCCUUACUGGCAUUGUUCAGAUGGUAACCCAGUUUCCCAUUGAUUACAUGCACCUCUGCUGUUUGGGUGUAACAAAAAAACUCAUUCUUUUCUGGAUGAAGGGCAAAAACCUGGCCAUAAGACAGCCAUCUAAUGUCAUCUCAGCUAUAUCAUCUAAACUGAUUGCUCUCCGUCCCCAUAUUCCAUCUGAAUUUGCCCGAAAACCACGAGAGCUGACAGAGAUCGAAAGAUGGAAGGCUACAGAACUAAGGCAGUUCAUGAUUUACAGUGGACCUGUGGUCCUAAAGCACAAUCUACCAGAAGAGAUUUUUGAGAACUUCCUGUUGUUUUCCGUGGGUGUGUUCUUAUUACUCAGCCCCAACCUCUCUGCACCCAUGAUUGAUUUUGCCAAUCGAGUCCUAACAGCAUUUGUUAAAAGCUUUGGAGAUUUAUAUGGUCAAGGAGAAAUUGUAUUUACAGUUCAUCAGGUGAUACAUCUAGCUGAUGUGUACAAACAGUUUGGUGCCCUUGACCGUGUCUCUGCAUUUCCUUAUGAAAACUUCCUUGGAAAAGUAAAAAAAAUGUUGCGAAAGCCUCAACUACCAUUACAACAAGUAGUCAAGAGACUGUCAGAGGUGCCUCAAACUGUAACUCCACCUCCAAGUAAGCAGCCCCUUUUGUACGAAAUGCACCAGGAUGGUCCUUUGCCUCUGCAAUUCAGUACUGCCAAACAGUACAGAAAGGUAGUAACAACAGAUUUCUGCCUGUCAACAAAGACUGGGAACAACUGCAUAGCAGUAGGACAGGAUAUUGGACUGGUCCAAAACAUUGUGCUAUCCUCUGGUUCAGUCUUCAUCAUCUACAGACGAUUUGGGUACAAGGAAUCCCAUUUCACAUAUCCCUGCCCCUCCUCUCGAAUAGGCUGUUUUCAGGUCCAUACGUUGGUAGAUGAUCUUGAGGUUGAGCUCCUUGGGGAUGUCAGCAGAAAAUGUGUGCUUUUUCCAGACCAAGACCAUUAUGUUGCCAUCCCUCUUCUUCACCAAUCCUAAUUCCUUGUCUUCUGCAAUCCAAAAAAGAAAAAAAAAAAGAUUUUUUUGUUAUUGAACUUUGUCUUUAUAUAAAAUACACCAGUCCUAAAAUCGAAUUAAUGAAUGAAAAAAAAAAAAAAAAAAAACGACAAAUAGCCAAAAAAUAUAUAUCUGAGUGGUGACAAACUGCUGUAAAUCAGCUGUGAAUGAUCUGAGUAGUUAGAGUGCUUCAGCUGAGUAGCAUUGUAUACUCUUCCUGCGAAGUGCUUUUUUUUUCUUUCUAUUUUUUUGGUUUUUGAGAAGGUAAUUCUGGGGAGGGGGCAUUUGCCUCGAGCCCGGCAAGCCUUUGAAGAUAGUUAGGUUGUAGAUAGUUAGGCUUAGAUAGUAGUUAGAGACGACAGGUUUCAGAGUACGUCUUCACCCAAGUUAAGCUGGUGUAUGCAGUUCUCUCACCACUUAUGAUAGUGAUUCAAUUUUCAAUUCAAUUUUAUUUGUAUAGCCCUUAAUCACCAUUACAGUCUCAAAGGGCUUAACAGGCCAAAUAUUUCUGAGACUGUGAUCAACUGUGAUCACUGUUGAUCUUGCAACAUACACACUAUGUUAUAUAUAACAACAAUGACUGAUAUAUAGGCCAAAUAUAUUUCUAAGGCUUAUUUUUCACACUCAAAACACAGCGAUUUUUUUUCACCUCAUUGACAGAUGGCACAGGUGUGGAAGGUCGUCGAAUUCAAAGAUAGGAGCACUACCAUAGUGCCAAGCAGCUGGUUGGAGGAGGCAGGGGAGUCAUGGAAUUGUUUCUGGCCUCCUAGUUCUUACGAUCAUAACCGCCUCCAGAAGGCAGUCGCGCACCACCUUCCUCCAGGUGCAGCGUGGGACGUGCACGGUGACGUGAGGGUCUUGGUUAGCUG